GUGCUUCUUCCGUUCUUUCUCUCUCUCUGUGGCCCAGCAAGAUGCCUUCCAGACUGAGGAAAACCAGGAAACUGAGGGGUCAUGUCAGCCAUGGCCAUGGCCGUAUUGGCAAACACAGGAAACAUCCUGGAGGCCGUGGUAAUGCUGGGGGUAUGCACCACCACAGAAUUAAUUUUGACAAAUACCAUCCAGGUUAUUUUGGAAAAGUUGGUAUGAGACAUUACCACUUGAAAAAAAAUCAGCACUUCUGCCCUACGGUGAAUCUAGAUAAACUCUGGACGCUGGUUAGCGAGCAGACGAGGCUCAACUAUGCCAAAAAUCAGACUGGAUUAGCUCCAGUUAUUGAUGUAGUACGCUCGGGUUAUUACAAAGUCCUGGGUAAGGGGAAGCUGCCCAAACAGCCUGUAAUUGUGAAAGCAAAAUUCUUCAGCAGAAAAGCAGAAGAGAAAAUCAAAGAAGUUGGUGGAGCCUGUGUGCUAGUGGCAUAAAGGGUUUUUGUAUGUAUUCAAGCUUGGCGGCAUGAAUAAACAAGUUUCAGAUGUC
Molecule: messenger RNA, 543 nt
Organism: Elgaria multicarinata webbii
Lineage: Eukaryota; Metazoa; Chordata; Lepidosauria; Squamata; Anguidae
Gene: RPL27A
Product: ribosomal protein L27a
Exons: 5
Coding region: 42-488 (148 amino acids)
Biological process (GO): translation
Cellular component (GO): ribosome; cytosolic large ribosomal subunit
Molecular function (GO): structural constituent of ribosome
Source: RefSeq, a predicted model, not a curated record